CACUCACACACUGUAUCUUACUCACACACACACACAUACACAUACAUAUACAAACACACACACAUACACACACACACACACACACCAUCCGUCACUCCUGGCAGAGAGAAGACAGGACCACAGGAGAGCCGUCACACACCUCCUCUUCCAGCUACUCACCCAGCCAUCGCCAGACGCUUUGCCCAGGAUGUGGACUCUGCUCUUGGGGGUCACCUUUGGAUUAUUGGCCUCCUCCAGGUCGGAACAACCUCAAGUGAGGUCUCGGAGCUGCAGCUAUGCAGGGGUGUUCCUGGUUGAAGGGGAGAGCCGCUACUCCCUGACCUUUGAAAUGGCCCAGAAGUUGUGUGAAAACCUGAAGAGCACCCUGGCAAGUCCAGAGCAAGUUCAGGCGGCCUAUAACAGCAGCAUGGAAACCUGCAGAAUUGGCUGGAUCAACGACCAGACCACUGCUCUCCUCAGACAGGUGCAUCAUGAAAACUGUGCACAGAACCUGACGGGUCUCUUUGUCUACGUUACUUCACCUGACACAUCCUAUGAUGCCUUAUGUUAUGAUGAAAAAGCUGGAUCUGGUGAGAACUGUUCAGAACGCAUCGUGGCAGAUUCACACAUAAACUCAGAUGCACCAGACGACCAGACAACAGCCCCAACUGUUGUGGAAGCGGAGGCCACUGAGGAAGCGUAUACACCCCAACCUACGGAUUCAUCUGGUGGCGCGGGCGAUGACAUGGUUAGUGUCACGGAAUCCUCUACAGGAGAGGGAGUGAGCACGGAGGCUGAGGCUAACGGUGAGGUGAAAGCCACAGAGAGUCCUGUUGGAGGAGGUGAGCAUUAUGGUGGCAAUGAGACCAGGGAUGGGGAGUCCUCUGCCAGCCCUGAAGUGUUGGUCAAAGGCUUUGAUGAACCCACCGGAUCUGGGAUGCGGCCAACCCCCUCUGAGGAAGAGAAAGCCUCUACGGUGACCCCUGCAAGAGAGACAGAUCAAACAAUGCAGACCCCCGUUUCCCAGCCAAAGGUGGACCUGGAUUCAGGUGCUACAGGAGAUGAUCCAGCCUUAGAGCAGACUGACAAGGGGAGGGAUGCCCCUGGGAACAGAACUCCACCUACAGGACAGGAUGGCAGCGGCUCACCAAGCUGGUGGAUCGUCAUUGCAGUGAUUGUGGCUAUUGUUGCCAUUCUUCUUGUGUGUGCAGCCAUUGCCAAAAGAAACAGCUGGUGUGGUAAACAACAGACCCUGAUGAUCACGUCCAAAGACGGCGCAGAGGGCAACGGCGCAGCAUCGUCAGUCGCAAGCUCCCGUGCACAAGAGAGGGAGCAGGAAAUGGUGACCCUCAUGAACAAGGAGAAGAUCCAGGAGAACGGCAACACAGAGGAGUUCACCGUCAUCACACUAGAGGAGUCGCCAGAUAAAGAACAGCUGGCAUGAAACAGGAGUGUGUAAGGGCGGGGAUGGCAGGGGAGGUGAGGAUAGGAGAGACAGAGUGAGGGGUUGUUUGGGAGAGUGGACGGGUGGGGGUUGGGGCUUAGAAACAAUGGGUUGCAAAAAUUGAUUCGGUGGCUAUGGUGUUAAAUGGACACUGAAAAGGCAACAGAGUAUAGGCUGAUGCUUUCGAAGAGAGUGCUAAUGUGUGUUUUAUGUAGAUUAGGAUGGAGAUUUGUCUCGCCACGUACCCAGGUACUGUGCAAGGUGUGGAGCCGCUGACUGACUGUCGGUGGGAUCGGGUCUUUCAAACCAACAUGUGCAGGAAUUUGUUGUGUAUAUACUCGCCAGGUUAGCUGGGAUUGAUUGGCCCUUCAGAGAGCCAUGCAUGAAGGAGAGUCAUGCAUGUAGGUGUGGCAGGGUGUGUGAAUGUGCUUUGUGUAAUUUUUUAAUGUUUGUAUGGUUGUUUGCUCUGAUGAAGAAGAGGGUGGAUGAAGGCAUAAAGGGAGGGGGGAGAUGGGCAGGUCUUGGUGCUCUGAGCCAGAGGGGCCGCAGGGGUAAAGGACACAUUGAUUCCAACUGAUUUAUUUUGGAAAUUUCUGGAACCCUGAAUUCUGGGUCAUAGCAGACUGAGAGAUUAAACAAAUGGGGGGACAAUCUCAAAAUCAAAUAUUAAUAAGACGACCGAAUAUUCAUGGGCUGUUUUAUUUCAAAUACUGCAUAUGGGAGGAAAAAAAAAAACCUUGGUGUUUUCUGUGUUUUCCUGUGCUUUUUGUUAUGUUUUAUUUUGUUUGCUUACUGUUGUAACCUUGUGUAUAUUUCAUUCAUUGCCUGUGGACUGAAGUUUGGUUUUCCAUUUCCAAGAAAACUCGAGAUGUCACUAUCUUAAUUUAAUGCAGCUUUGAUUCCCUUUUUUCUCGGUCUCUGUAUAUAAAGUAUAUGUUUUGAAAAUGCCUUAGCAAUAGCUUUUUUGGGGUGAGGAGGGGCUAUAUUUGUGCCUGCUCUGAGUAAAAGAAUGUGUCAUAUUUGAGAGUUAUUUAAUUAGAUACAGCACCGGUAAGGUGAAUUGUGAAUGGAUUUUGCAAUAGUCAAAGUGGAGUGGAUACUGUAUAAAUCAACUUGGUGUAUAGCAUACAAAACUGUGGAAUUUAAGCAUCAUUAUAUGACAUUAAUUAACAUGGUUUGUCCAAAUAUGGUUAUAGAGUUGGGAAUAUGAUGAUAUAGUAUGUCAAAACGUUGCAAUGUAUGACAGACAGGAUCGUCCUGUCAGUCAUGACUUCAAUGACGUCAUCCUGAGGAGAAGCAGAAUGACUAUGGAAAGCCUCUAAAAGCAUAUUAGUGAUUAUUUGAAUGUGACAAUUAAGCUCAAUCCUGACAAGAGAGUGGCAGCACUUUACCCUCAACUGCUCAUUAUCACGGCACACAUGACAAUAGGGGCCUUUGUGUAUUGAACACAUAGGUAUGUGAGAGGUUUCUUUGCACAAAAGAGGCUGCAACCAUUUUCUCUGUGUGCUUCAGUGGGGGCGUGAUGAAUGUCAUCCUAUACAUUCACAUAUGAAGGCUACAACAUGCUACAGAUUUUCUACUGACCUUCUCAUUGUUGAAAUAUCCAUGAACCACAUCAAUAUUCCCUGUGACAGCUGAUUUAUCUAAAAAUUUCACUUUACAGGUUUUCCAGUGCAAAGCCAAGUUAUAUACAGUGAUUGCCAGCUGAUUUAUCCUUAUUUUUGCCUUCUACCAUCUUUCCUGCUUUUGCUCUCAUAUGUUUCAUUUUGAGGACAAGUAGCAAUGUAUUAGAAUAGGCGAGUGUAAUGACAAAUUAACAACAGAUGUUGCUGAAAAGAUUUGUAAAGUCAUGAAUGAAAUAAAUGUGUAUAGAAGAG
Messenger RNA from Myripristis murdjan (pinecone soldierfish), 3300 nucleotides. Its product is annotated as CD44 antigen-like. Gene Ontology annotation, molecular function: hyaluronic acid binding; cytokine receptor activity. Gene Ontology annotation, cellular component: macrophage migration inhibitory factor receptor complex; plasma membrane; basolateral plasma membrane. The transcript has 8 exons. Bases 188 to 1423 code for a protein of 411 amino acids. Gene Ontology annotation, biological process: positive regulation of ERK1 and ERK2 cascade; inflammatory response; cell adhesion. The record is from RefSeq and is a predicted model, not a curated record. NCBI's taxonomy places the organism in Eukaryota, Metazoa, Chordata, Actinopteri, Holocentriformes, Holocentridae.